Messenger RNA from Lagenorhynchus albirostris (white-beaked dolphin), 1739 nucleotides. RefSeq names its product cell surface glycoprotein CD200 receptor 1-like. Gene Ontology annotation, molecular function: signaling receptor activity. Lineage: Eukaryota; Metazoa; Chordata; Mammalia; Artiodactyla; Delphinidae. The record is from RefSeq and is a predicted model, not a curated record. The transcript is spliced from 8 exons. Bases 155 to 1222 code for a protein of 355 amino acids. Gene Ontology annotation, cellular component: external side of plasma membrane. Gene Ontology annotation, biological process: regulation of neuroinflammatory response.
GCUAUGAGGAAAGAAGUGUCGUCGUGCUGCUAAUGGGCUAAGAGGAUCCAGCACGGAGAAGUGGACGAGAGAGAGCCUCACCAUGUCCAUAGCUCCUUUUACACCUGUGUGGAGGAACAGUGCUGAGUGAAGGGCAGAAAAUAAGAAAACAGAAAUGCCCUGCACUUGGAUAACUUCUGAUCUUCAGCUACUACUGAUUUUGACUCUCUACUUAGUUGCAGAAUGCAUAAGUGCAGUAAUGGAAGAUCUUGUUACAUCAAACAACUCAUUAAUGCAGCAGAUGGUCAAGGACAAUUACAGUUGGGCUUCAACAAUUACUUCAUCUAUGGACAGAAAGCAGAGCACUGUAACACCUCCUGCAGAAGUUAACACUUCACUAUCAGUACUAGUGGGUACAAAGGCUGUGCUCUUUUGCCCUCUUGAGCUGUGUACAAGUAUACUGCUAACAACAUGGGAAAUAGUCCUCAGAGACAAGUUGCCCUGCUUCAGAGCCUUCAGGGGUGAUACAAAUGAGACCAAGGGAGGAAACAGCACCGACAAGAGAAUAACCUGGGCCUCCAGACUUGACAAGAAUCCUGCCCUUCAGAUUGAUCCAGUGGCCAUCACUCAUGAUGGGUAUUACAGGUGUCAAAUGGUAACACCUAAUGGGAAUUUCCAUCGUGGAUAUCACCUCCAAGUGUUAGUGCCCCCUGAGGUGACCCUGGUUCAAACUGAGAAUGGAACUGCAGUGUGCAAGGCAGUUGCAGGGAAGCCAGCUGCACAGAUCUCCUGGACCCCAGAGGGAGAUUGUGUCACUGAGCAAAAACGUCAUUGGGGCAAUGACACAGUGACCGUCCAGAGUACAUGCUACUGGGAGGGCCGCCAUGUACCUAAUGUGUCCUGCUCUGUCUCCCACUUGACUGGCAACAAGAGUCUGUCCAUAGAGCUGGAUCAAGAUGCCAAAACAUCAGCACCCUUAAGAGUUUUACGUAUCGUUCCCCCUAUUUUUAUUAUCUUGGUCAUCGUUGGAUCCAUUUGGCUUUUGAAAAUCAGUGGCUGCAGAAAAUUGAAAAAAACAGAACAUACUUCAGUUUUUGAGGAGGAUGAAAUGCAGCCCUAUGCCAGCUACACAGAGAAGAACAAUCCACUUUAUGAUACUACAAACAGGGUGAAGAUGUCUAAGGUGUUACAAAGUGAAGUUGAUGGGAUGAGUCUCCAUACUGUAUAUGUUCCUGAAGUGUAGCACCAGGACAAAUGAAUCAAGAUACAGUACAGAUACUGUUUUGAUUUUCUUGGAGUUCUGGAAUGGAAGGCUUAUUUUGAAAUUAGCUUUUCAAAGAUUCUUAGAAGACAGAGACAUUCUAUAGGAUUUGCAUUCAUAUCCUUAUACAUUUGAAAUUUUAGAAUUUUAGCUGUUACUAUGUAGUUCUUUGAAGAACUGAUAUUAUUACAAAGAAAGCUCAUGCUCAUGAUAAAAUAUUCAAAUUGUUCAAUACAGUAGAUGAUGAAAACUGAGUUACCUCAAGUAACUCCACAGAAGGAACAAUUAACCAACAGUUUUUAUGUAAUCUUCUAGAAAAUUUCUAUGUGCAUAUGUCAUAUCUAUAUGUGCAUGGUAUAUGUGUGCACUUAUAUGUCCAUUUAUAUAUACAUACACAUAUCCUUGUCAAGACACAAAUGGGGACAUACCAUAGUUUUGUUCUGUACUUACAGAAAGCUAAUAAUGUAAUAUAUCCUGAAGAUCUUUUAUAUCAACACAA